AUGACCCUAUCUUCCCUAAUGAACCUCUUAGCUAUAACCUUAUCCUAUGUACUCCCAAUCCUAAUUGCCGUGGCCUUCUUAACACUUGUAGAACGAAAAAUCCUCAGCUACAUACAGGCCCGAAAGGGCCCAAACAUCGUGGGCCCUUUUGGUCUACUCCAACCCGUUGCAGAUGGGGUAAAAUUAUUCAUUAAAGAGCCCAUCCGUCCAUCCACCUCUUCCCCCUUCCUCUUCAUUAUUACACCUAUUCUAGCUCUUCUACUAGCUCUUACCAUUUGGGCACCUCUCCCACUUCCCUUCCCCCUUGCAGACCUAAACCUGGGCCUUCUAUUCCUCCUAGCCAUGUCAAGCUUAACUGUCUAUUCCCUUCUAUGAUCCGGAUGAGCUUCAAACUCCAAAUACGCCCUAAUCGGAGCCCUUCGGGCCGUUGCCCAAACAAUCUCAUAUGAAGUCACCCUAGCCAUCAUCCUCUUAUCCACAAUUAUACUAUGCGGAAACUACUCCCUAAGCACCCUAGCCACCACUCAAGAACCCAUUUACCUCAUCCUCCCCUCAUGACCCCUAGCAAUAAUAUGAUUCAUCUCCACCCUUGCCGAAACUAACCGUGCCCCAUUCGACCUAACAGAAGGGGAAUCUGAACUUGUCUCAGGAUUCAACGUUGAAUACGCCGCUGGACCAUUUGCCCUAUUUUUCCUAGCAGAAUACGCCAACAUUAUAUUAAUGAAUACACUAACAACCAUUCUAUUCCUCAACCCAAGCUUCUUAAAUCUCCCAUCUGAACUAUUCUCCAUUACACUAGCUACAAAAACCCUCCUACUCUCAUCCACAUUCCUAUGAAUCCGAGCCUCAUAUCCACGAUUUCGCUAUGAUCAACUAAUACACCUUCUAUGAAAAAACUUCCUACCCCUAACCCUAGCCCUAUGCCUAUGACAUGCCAGCAUACCAACUAGCUACGCCGGUUUACCCCCAAUCUAA
Molecule: messenger RNA, 975 nt
Organism: Phasianus colchicus (ring-necked pheasant)
Lineage: Eukaryota; Metazoa; Chordata; Aves; Galliformes; Phasianidae
Source: the annotation of a RefSeq genome assembly